AUGGUAUCACGUAUUGCUGAAUUGGAGGCUUAUCGGACGAUGUAUCGUGAGCAGAUGUCAUCGAUUCGUCGAGAACUGCAGCAAAUUGGUGUUCCACAAGCAAAAAUUCUAUCUAUAAAUGCAACUCAUGUUGCUAUGCUUGAUAACAUCAAUCACAUCAUUCAACUUGCUAAAAAUGAGCGUAGACCUACUGCCUCGCAUAAUGGUUGGAUGCCGAAUACACCGGUCACGCCAUGUGCUCCAUCUCCACCUCCAUAUGUAAAGGAUGUCGAGCCUCCUUCUCGUGAAACGACUAUAUGCCAGGAUACAGCCCCUCAAUCACUCAAUGAUGUGACAAGCGAUUGUGGCGAUGAGUGGCAUGAUGCAGACGAACAUUCAUCACUUUCACUUGAUAGUGCUGAAGAGGCAAUAGAACGGCGAACACCACCCGGUGUUGGAGCGGUCGUAGAAGUGGCCGCUGCUCCGCAGGCAAUGAAUGAAGUCGAGCAGAAGAAACCCGCACGAACAUUGCUAUUUGGAGAUUAUGACAAUAUACUGAUUCCUAAAACUCAUGUGUAUUAUGACUUAGUGGACCAUUUAGCUAAAGAGCAGCUCAGGUAUGCCUUAGCCGGUGUUGAAGAUAACGUGUGGACCCUUUUCGCUGAAGAUGGUGCUAUGAAAAUGUAUACCCGUGAAGAAACAGUCGAUGGUGGAUUGCCGAUAGAUCCCCUCAAAGCUGUUCAUCAAGUGCAGGGAGUUUCUGCUCUUGAAUUCAUGCACUACUUCUUCGACGAUAAGUACAAAAUGGAUUGGGACCACACUCUCAAUGGCAUGCAAGUGGUAGAAAGAAUUAGUCGUGAUACACUGGUCAUUCAUCAAAAGCACAAAACAUUCCUCUUUAUGUCUUGUUUGUAUUGGGCAGGAUAUUCGUCAGGAGUGCUGCUCUCUUCGGGUACCCUAUUGAAAUGGACUAAUUACAUAAAUGGAUGGAAAGAAAGAUUUUUCGAGAUAAAACAUGGUCAGCUGAUGUAUUAUGCUAGCAAAGCCGAUCAAGGGUGUGGAUGUCGUGGCAGCAUUUCUCUGAAGAAGCUUGAGAUUACGUUUGUUUGCCAGAACAGAGACGAGAGGCUAAAGAAAACCAUAAACAUUGCGAUCAGUCAAGAGGAAGCAUAG
Molecule: messenger RNA, 1152 nt
Organism: Cooperia oncophora
Lineage: Eukaryota; Metazoa; Nematoda; Chromadorea; Rhabditida; Trichostrongylidae
Source: the annotation of a GenBank genome assembly